Acanthaster planci (crown-of-thorns starfish) is the source of this 3149-nucleotide messenger RNA. RefSeq names its product protein FAM76A-like. Gene Ontology annotation, cellular component: nuclear speck. The record is from RefSeq and is a predicted model, not a curated record. NCBI's taxonomy places the organism in Eukaryota, Metazoa, Echinodermata, Asteroidea, Valvatida, Acanthasteridae.
CUUCAAUGUAGAUGGCGCCUUCCAAAUUUGAGGCACCCGCGCCAUCAAUCAUUCAAGGAAAGCAAAAGGCAUGAAAGAUGCAACAACUAAGGGAAUUUGUACGUGUAUUGUAGUAUAGUGCUAUGGGGCGUGGAUGUGGCUAGAAUAUAUUUCAUCUAGAUGUUAAGUCAAGAGAUUGCCCAAACCAGAUAAGGAUCUGUGCAAUGUCGAUUUCAACCACAACGAACCCACUGUUUGCCUGUACUAAGUGCAACAGUCGUCACCCCUUUGAGGAGCUUUCGCAAGGGCAGCAACUGUGUAAGGACUGCAGAGGUUCCUAUCCAGUGGUGAAAUGCACUUACUGCAGGGCAGAGUUUCAGCAAGAGAAUAAAAGCAGCACAAAUACUAUCUGCAAGAAAUGUGCACAAAAUGUCAAGCUCUACGGCACUCCAAAGCCAUGUGAAUACUGCAAUGUAAUCGCUGCUUUUAUUGGAAAUAAAUGUCAACGUUGUGCCAACUCGGAAAAGAAGUAUGGUCCUCCACACACAUGUGAACAGUGCAAGCAGAAAUGUGGAUUUGAUAGGAAAGAAGAGAGAAAGAAGGUGGAUGGAAAACUUCUGUGUUGGUUAUGCACACUUUCCUACAAAAGAGUUCUUCAGAAAGCUAAGAAGCGUAAAUAUGAGCUUGUCAGCAGCCACCAUCGUAGUUCCUCACAGCCCUCAAAGGAAGCAAACAACGGAGAAUCUGCCAAACCAGAUGACAAGUUAGAAAAGUUAAAUAGCAGGUCAUCAUCAAAUGACAAUGACACUAAGAGAGUGAAGUCAGACUACUCUAGCAAUGGUGUACUUCCAUCAUCAGUGAACAAAUCAGAUUUAAUGUUUGUGGAUCCUGGCAAUACUGAUCAUAUGGUAGCCAUGACUCAACUUCGGGAGCAGAUUGCAUCUCUUAAGAAGCUCUUGGCAGAAAAGGAGAAGAUCAUCUUAGAGAGAGAUAAAAAGAUAACUGAAUUACGAGCAACUCACAUGCAGAUUGAGAAAGAAUUGAGAAACAAGCUUGCAGUUCUUCAGAAACAACAUGGUGAAACCAUGGAAGAUGUCCAGGCCAAGAACCGUGCACUUGCCAAACAGGUUUCAAUGAUGUGUAAAACAAAGCCAGAAAAGACUGAUGCAAAGAUACAAGGACAAGGCCCUGUUUUAUGAUGAUGGAUCCAGCUUGCAGUCUAGAUUAGUAAUGGUAAAGUUGAUGACUACUGUGAGCUCCAUGUUUGAUAACUCCUUGUCGUUAGCUCAUCCUGUGACUAGUCUGUCUCAAGCCUGCAUUACUGCAUCUUCUUGUUCACCACUCUUUCAGGACAUUACACAUUUAUAUUCUUAUUUUAACAUUAAUAAUUUUAAGUAUGUACAUGUAAAUACAAGUUGUAUAGAACUUUUUUACAUUUCUCCUAAGUGUUUUUAUAUUUUUCAACAUGUCACUCAGUUGUUUUAGAAAACAUGUUUACAUACUCCGUGUGUGGCCAUUGUAUAUAAUUGUAAUGCAACACAAAAAACCAGAAGUCACUUAUGCUGCGUGUACAGAUUUUUCAUUUUACAAGCCUUCUCCAAUGAAGGGCCAAUAGGCAAAGAGAAAAUUAAAAAUGCAAGUCUAUCACAAUCUAUUUUUCUUGUCUCCGAAUGGGUGAUAAUGGUGUAUGUCAUGCAGCAAGCUUAAUGCUUCGUUUUCAAGGGUAAAUCCUCCUUCCAAGUCUUCAAUUAAAUUGCGAUGCCUGGAACUAAUUAAGUUAAUGUCCAUGAUCCAAACAUUUGUGGUGGGAUACAAUGAAAAAUUAGUCAAUAAUUUGUUCAUUGGGAUAUUGUUUGUUUGUUUUGUAUUUUAAAUUGCACCGAGAAAGAAAAGUUGAGUUAUAUUACAUGCUAAGCAGUUUUCAGGAGUAAAUCAAUGUGAAAUUAAACUGAACAAUUCUAUUAGGUACUGCGGAACUGGGACGUCAAAUUCAGCCAAUGCAUUUUGUGUGAACUUUGACUGCACCCUCAUCUCUGAUGUAAUACGUAAAGAGUCUUGACAAAAAUUGUUUAAAAGUGGCACUGAUAUGCUGUUUCCGUUGGCUAAGGAUCGAAGGGACCAGUAGCAGUGACAUAUUUCAUGAUGAUGUCUUUGAGUGUUGGCAUGCUGUAACAUUGUCUACCCAUCAACAUAAGGGAUGUUUGAAUUCUUUUGAACUAGUCCACUUGUGGAAGUACGUGUAUCUAUUUGUAUGGGCCACCAAUGUUCCUUGCCUGUUCGUUAUUUUAACUGUAUACAUAUAUAUGAUUUGAUUUUAUUUCAUAUGUUUUAUGCAUCAGUAUUAUUGCAGAUUAAAAUAGGAGUCGUUUUGAAUUGGUAACUUCAUAAAAGGGUUUUAUUCUUCACAUCCUAAGAGAACACGGAUAAAGAAAAGACACAAAACAAGUGAGGAAAUUGCUAGGGAUGAACUAACUAAAGAACAUUCAGGGAGACAUUUAUAUUUGAAGAGGAUGCAAUUUGACAAUUUUCCCAAAUUGCAUUGGCAACUUUUGGUUGAUUUCAAUUGGUGGAGCUAGAAUUUGUGGGCCUUUCAUAGCAUGUGUCCAUUUAGCACGGAAUAUUUGUUUCAGGGAUGUACAUGUAUAUGAGAAUGUAGCCGUAGGGAUCCAUCUGCAUGUCAAUACUUCAUUUCGCCCAAAUGAGAUCUAAACACCUGACAAUUGUCCAAAUCCAGCAAUCAUGGUGGCAUCUGGAGGGGGAACACUCUCACAACCAGAAUAGCACCACUAGCUGUGGGCAAAACGUCUGAAUGUAAUAGAGAUGUAUCAUGUAUCAUGAAAGCUGAAUUUUUGUGGUGUUGUGGGUAAUAUUUCAAAAUGACAAAAUGUUCUUGCAUUGUUGUUUUGGUAACUUGAUCAAUGACUGUUGCCUUUACUGGAAAGUAAAUGUAUGUACAUACAGUUUACAUCACUGUACAUAGGAUUAUGCCAGUCAUACAUUCUUGUGUUGGCUUGUAGCAAUGUGAUAUGUAGUGAUGGAAUUACAUUGUAUAUUCAGAAACACACCUGUGUGCUGCACAACAGUGUCUUGCUAUUUCCAAGUAACUGUUGGUGUUUGCCAAAACACACAAAAGAAUAUAGCCAGUUCAUUGACGAUGUUUUUGAGAUUAA